GCAACACACAUUGGCAGAUUUAAGACUCUUUCAGCGUCUGUUCCAUGUGUUUAGACCAUUAAGUGGAUGGGGCAAGAAAAAGGGAUGGGACUGCACUGCAACUGCUGCCUUGUCUAUCUGUCCUUGUGUCUCCUGUCAUGUAGGAUCAGUACAGGUAUUAUUUCAUCCUCCCCAUGGGAUGAGGAAUGGGAAAUCAUUUUUCCAUCUCUUUGGGGCCCACAGGAAAAAGGUCAAGAUGGAAGGACUAUAGUGGAGUCAGGUGCUCAAGAUGCCUACAGAAAUUAUAGCAAUGAGGGUUUUCCUUCACCAAAUAAUCAGGCUGCGGUUAGUUCAAGAGAAGUUCGUUCUGUAUCCUUUCAUUCAUCUACUCCAAGAUAUUUCCAUCGACAAACAGAUCAGGACGAGGAGCAAUAUGAAGAACAUGAGUCUCAUGAGCUUUACCAUUUUGCCCCUAUUCCUUGGUUUUCUAGAGCAAAAUCAGUAAAUACAUCUCCUCCCAGUAUUUCUUCAUCCACUUUAACAUCACGUUCUGGAAAAUUUAAUAGUUCUAUAGUCCAAUCAAUAGAUAACAGUGAAAAGAUGAAAGUGAAGAUUUCUGCCUUUGGAAAGGACCUGUAUCUUCUACUGAAAAAGGAUAACCGCUUUUUGUCUCCGACCUUUGUGGUUGAAGAAAGGAAGCGAGACAAGAAGGAGUCAUUGAAAACUGGGAAUACAGAUAGAGAUUGCUAUUAUAGUGGCACUGUUCUUGGACAUCAUGGAUCAUUUGCUUCCUUCAGUACCUGUGGAGGAUUGAUGGGUUUCAUACAAAUGAAUGAAGAUUUCAUCUACAUUGAACCUGUAAAUGGCACUCUUACGGCAGCUGGCAAUGCUCAUAGAGUUUUUAGAAGGAAAAGAACCACAGAUGAUAAAACGUCAGGGAAUAGAACUGGUAGUCAUCACUCAUACUGUGGAGUUUCAGAUAAGAGAAGAACAAAAAACUAUAAAGGGACUGAAACAGGAAGAGGCAAGCGAUACUCAUUGAAACAAAGCCAGGAAUACAACAUAGAAACUGUGGUGGUUGCUGAUCCUGCCAUGGUUUCCUACCACGGUUCAGAAGCAACAAGGAAAUUUAUUUUAACUAUCCUCAACAUGGUAUAUAAUCUUUUUCAGCACAAAAGUCUGGGAGUACAAAUGAAUCUCCGGGUUACAAAAUUGAUUCUUCUUCAUGAAACACCAGCAGAUAUGUAUAUAGGACACCAUGGAGAGAAAAUGUUGGAAAGCUUUUGUAAAUGGCAGCUAGAUGAAUUUGGAAAGAAGAAUGAUGUCCACAUGGAGAUGUCCACAAGCUGGGGGGAUGAAUAUUCAGCAGUAGAUGCUGCAGUUCUUAUAACAAGGACGGAUUUCUGUGUCCAUAAAGAUGAACCAUGUGAUACAGUGGGCAUUGCAUAUCUUAAUGGAAUGUGCAGUGACAAAAGAAAGUGCAUCAUUGCUGAAGAUAAUGGACUAAACCUUGCCUUUACCAUCGCUCAUGAGAUGGGUCACAACAUGGGUAUAAACCAUGACAAUGAUCACCCGUCCUGUGCAGAUGGUCUUCAUAUUAUGUCAGGAGAAUGGAUCAAGGGGCAGAAUCUUGGCGAUGUUUCAUGGUCCAGAUGUAGCCGAGAAGACCUUGAAAAAUUCCUUAGGUCAAAAGCCAGUAACUGUUUGCUGCAGACAAAUCCCCAAAGCAUCAGCUCUGUGAUUAUUCCCUCCAAGCUGCCAGGCAUGACGUAUACAGCAGAUGAACAAUGUCAGAUUUUGUUUGGACCUACAGCUUCUUUUUGUCAAGAAAUGCAGCAUGUUAUUUGUACAGGACUUUGGUGUAAACUGGAGGGUGAAAAAGAGUGCAGAACAAGACUGGACCCACCAAUGGAUGGCACAGAAUGUGGCAGUGAAAAGUGGUGUAGAGUUGGAGAAUGCACCAGUAUGACAUCAUCUUCUGAACACCUGUCUGGGGAGUGGAGUUCUUGGAGUUCCUGCAGCAGAACAUGUGGAGCUGGAGUCCGCAGCAGACAGCGUAAAUGUCUUAGCCAAAGCACUGAAGGUCGACAAUGCAAUGAUCCAAAAAUACAAUAUAAAAUAUGUGAGAACCCACGCUGCCCUCCUGGAGUGCCCGAUUUCAGAGACUGGCAAUGUCAGACCUUUAGCUUCCGCUCUUCCUACCAUAAGCAGAAGCACCGUUGGCAUGCUGUCAUCAAUGAAGAGAAGCCAUGUGCACUGUUCUGUUCUGCCCUUGGAAAGGAUCAGCCAGUCCUGGUGGCAGAAAAAGCCCUAGAUGGCACACCAUGUGGACCUGAUGGCUUAGACAUGUGCUCAAAUGGUAGAUGCCAGAAAGUUGGCUGUGAUGGAGUCUUGGGUUCCUUGUCUAGGGAAGAUCACUGUGGUGUUUGCAAUGGAAAUGGCAAAUCAUGUAGAGUUAUUAAAGGGGACUUCAAUCACACACGAGGAGCAGGUUAUGUGGAGGCACUGGUGAUACCAGCAGGAGCCAGAAGAAUUAAAGUGGUAGAGGAAACUCCAGCACACAGUUAUCUAGCUUUAAGGGACACAGAGAAACAGUCUAUUAAUGACGACUGGAAGAUUGAAGAGCCUGGGACCUUCUACAUGGCUGGAACUACAGUUAACUACAUUCGAAGAGGACUCUGGGAGAAGAUAUCUGCAAAAGGCCCAACAACAACACCACUUCAUUUACUGGUGCUACUAUUUCAUGACCAGAAUUAUGGUCUCCAUUAUGAAUAUACAGUACCACUGGACCCGAUUCCGGAGAACCAGAGUGCAAAAGUGAAUGAACCUUUGUAUAUGUGGACGCACUCCGGCUGGGAAGAUUGUGAUGCUGUUUGUGGUGGAGGUGAAAGAAGGACAACAGUGUCCUGUACGAAAAUCAUGAAUAAAAAUAUUACUAUUGUGGACAAUGCAAGCUGUAAAGACCUGAUGAAGCCAGAACCUCAAAUAAGAAAAUGCAAUGAACAACCUUGUCAAACAAGGUGGAUGAUGACGGAAUGGAGUCCAUGUUCCAAGACAUGCGGUAAAGGAACACAGACCCGGCAGACUGCAUGUACACAGCAACUCACAAAUGGAACACUGAUCACAGUUCGUGAAAAAGACUGUCCUGGAUACAAGCCUGCUUCAAGCCAGCGCUGUGAGGGCCAGGACUGUAUGACAGUGUGGGAGGCCGGAGUAUGGUCUGAGUGCUCCUUAAAAUGUGGUAAAGGUGUACGACAUCGGACUGUAAGGUGUACCAACCCGCGUAAGAAAUGCCUAAUGUCUACCAGACCACGAGAAAUGGAAGACUGUGAAGAUUACUCUAAGUGCUACAUAUGGAGAACAGGGGACUGGUCUAAAUGUUCCGUGACAUGUGGAAAAGGCAUGCAGUCAAGAGUAAUUCAAUGCAUGCACAGAAUUACGGGAAGGCAUGGAAAUGAAUGCUUUUCAUCUGAAAAACCAGCAGCAUAUAGACCAUGUCAUCUACAAGCCUGUAAUGAAAAAGUAAACGUUAACAGAAUAACUUCACCUCGACUUGCUGCGUUAACCUUCAAAUGUCUUCAAGACCAGUGGCCAGUCUAUUGUAAAGUAAUUCGUGAGAAAAAUCUAUGCCAAGACAUGAGGUGGUACCAACGCUGCUGUGAAACAUGCAGGGACUAUUACGCUCAGAAGAUGCAGCACAAGAGUUGACCUUAGUUUUGUAUAGAUAAUUCCCAAUAUUAUAUCUAAAACACACACUUUUCUAGCAUAUCCCAAACAAACCUUAACAGAGUUCAUAUUAUUUAAUCAAUUUAAUUUAUUUUUAUUUGCAUCACUGUUCACACCAUAAUGAUUGCUUACAUUUUUUACAAGACUGGAACAUCAUUUCUACAUUUGGACUGUAGAUCAAGUCAUUGU
This is a messenger RNA of Bufo gargarizans (Asiatic toad), 3894 nucleotides long. RefSeq names its product ADAM metallopeptidase with thrombospondin type 1 motif 19 (gene ADAMTS19). Gene Ontology annotation, cellular component: extracellular matrix. The record is from RefSeq and is a predicted model, not a curated record. The transcript is spliced from 23 exons. Gene Ontology annotation, biological process: extracellular matrix organization; proteolysis. Bases 67 to 3687 code for a protein of 1206 amino acids. Gene Ontology annotation, molecular function: metalloendopeptidase activity. NCBI's taxonomy places the organism in Eukaryota, Metazoa, Chordata, Amphibia, Anura, Bufonidae.